UAUGAGAAAAUGCCUCCUGCAAACUACACGGAAGUAACUGAAUUCAUCCUCUUGGGACUAACUGAGGAUCCAGAACUACAGAAGAUUCUUUUCCUUGUGUUCCUAGUGAUCUACAUCAUCACCCUGGUAGGGAAUCUGGGCAUGAUCAUUCUGAUCCAUAAGAGUCCACGACUCCACACUCCCAUGUAUUUUUUCCUCAGUCAUCUCUCCUUCGUUGAUUUAUGUUAUUCUUCCAACAUCACCCCUCAGAUGCUAGUUCAUUUCCUCUCAGGGAGAAAAUCUAUCUCUUAUGCAGGAUGUUUUAUCCAGUGUCUUUCCUUCAUUGCCUUGGUGAUCACAGAAUUUUAUAUCCUUGCUUCAAUGGCCAUUGAUCGCUACGUGGCCAUCAGCAGCCCUCUGCAUUACAGCACCAAAAUGAGCCAGAACGUCUGUCUAUCCUUGGUCAUUGUUCCCUAUGUCUAUGGUUUCCUGAAUGGCCUUUCCCAGGCUCUAUUGACCUUUCACUUAUCCUUCUGUGGACCCAAUGAAAUUAACCACUUUUAUUGUGCUGACCCUCCUCUCCUGUUACUGUCCUGCUCUGAUGUCUAUGUCAAAAAAAUGGCCAUGUUCAUAGUAGCUGGCUUUACUUUCUCAAGCACUCUCUUAAUAAUUCUCUGUUCUUAUAUUUUCAUUUUUGCUGCCAUUUUGAGAAUCCUAUCUGCUGAAGGCAGGCGCAAGGCUUUUUCCACAUGUACAUCUCAUCUAAUGGCAGUCACUCUCUAUUAUGGGACCCUCUUUUGUAUGUACUUAAGACCUCCUUCUGAGCAGUCUGUGGAGGAAUCUAAAACGAUUGCUGUCUUUUAUACCUUUGUUUGUCCCAUGUUAAAUCCCUUGAUCUAUAGCCUCAGAAACAAGGAUGUCAUUGAGGCCAUGAAUAAAAUGUUCCAGAGAAAACUCUUUGUAAAAAUGAAAGGAUGCAUUACAUAG
Messenger RNA from Antechinus flavipes (yellow-footed antechinus), 966 nucleotides. Its product is annotated as olfactory receptor 5M10-like. Bases 10 to 966 code for a protein of 318 amino acids. Gene Ontology annotation, cellular component: membrane. Gene Ontology annotation, biological process: sensory perception of smell; G protein-coupled receptor signaling pathway. Gene Ontology annotation, molecular function: G protein-coupled receptor activity; odorant binding; olfactory receptor activity. The transcript has a single exon. NCBI's taxonomy places the organism in Eukaryota, Metazoa, Chordata, Mammalia, Dasyuromorphia, Dasyuridae. The record is from RefSeq and is a predicted model, not a curated record.